This is a messenger RNA of Amphibalanus amphitrite, 3473 nucleotides long. RefSeq names its product xenotropic and polytropic retrovirus receptor 1 homolog. The record is from RefSeq and is a predicted model, not a curated record. Gene Ontology annotation, cellular component: Golgi apparatus; plasma membrane; cytoplasm. The transcript is spliced from 14 exons. The coding region runs from base 569 to 2680 and encodes 703 amino acids. Gene Ontology annotation, biological process: cellular response to phosphate starvation; phosphate ion transport. Gene Ontology annotation, molecular function: inositol hexakisphosphate binding. NCBI's taxonomy places the organism in Eukaryota, Metazoa, Arthropoda, Thecostraca, Balanomorpha, Balanidae.
UAUCACGGCCAGUGUCCGGUCAGCUGGCCGGCCGAGCGAUCCGCGCGGAGUGCUGGAGACAGGGAGCCGGAGGAGCCGCUCCAACAACCCGUCCCCUCAGUGGUGCCGUGGGAAGGCGCCUGUGGAGCCGCCGGCGUGCGAGGAGCCAGUGCAGCUCCGUCCCGUGUGGGAUUGGCGGCUCCCUGAGCAGCAGUGACAGGCCGGAAAACGCGCCGCAUACAUCGGCCAGUUUCCUGGCCAUUGUCCCAUCCAGCGCGGCGUCCGCGGAGCCGCGGCGCCGAGUGGGGGCUGAGGGCCGUGCAGGCCCGUCUGAGCGCCUUGGACCGGGUGACCCGGCGGCUCAGGCGCGCCGCGCCGCGGACAGCGGCCGUCCAGAGAGGCGCUCCGGGAGCUGACACCGGCGACACUGUCACCUGCCGGCGCCUGUCACCGUGACUGUGACCGUCAGAGGGGACAGGGAGUCGCGGAGGUGGCAGAACUGAACACCGACUCCCAGGGUGACAGCGAUCUGAAGAGGAGCAGCACCGCCGACCGCAGCUCAGUCACAAGCAAGCUCUGAACUGCAAACAUGAAGUUUGCAGAGCACCUAUCAGCACACAUCACUCCAGAAUGGAGGACCCAGUAUAUCCUGUACGAGGAGAUGAAGACGAUGCUGUACGCGGCGGUGGAGAAGGCGCCGUCGGCCGAGGUGGUGGACGAGGAGGACGUCCAGCGCUACUACGCCGGCUUCGACGAGCACUUCCUCCACUUCUGCGACAAGGAGCUCAAGAAGAUCAACACCUUCUUCUCGGAGAAGCUGGCCGAGGCGCAGCGCAAGUACGCCAGUCUGCAGAGCGAGCUGACGGCGCGACAGGACGCCGAGGCGCUGGCCGGCUCCAACAAGUCGCGCGCGUUCACACUGCGCCGGCGCACCUCCGUCCGGAAGGCGCAGAACCUCAAACUGGCCUUCUCAGAGUUCUACCUCAGCCUCAUCCUGCUGCAGAACUACCAGAGCCUCAACUUCAUGGGCUUCAAGAAAAUCCUGAAGAAACAUGAUAAGAUCCUGUCGGUGGAGACGGGAGCCAAGUGGCGCAUGGAGAACGUGGAGACGGCCGUGUUCUAUACCAACAAGGACAUCGACAAGCUGAUCCGCGCCACCGAGAACCAGGUCACCGCCGACCUCGAGGGCGGCGACAGGCAGAAGGCGAUGAAGCGUCUGCGCGUGCCGCCGCUGGGUGAGCAGCAGUCGCCGUGGACCACGUUCAAGGUGGGCCUGUUCCUGGGCGCGUUCGUCGUGCUGGUGGCCGCCGUCAUACUGACGGCCGUGUUCCACGCCGACGGCCACCGCUGGCUGACGGUGGUGCGCCUGUUCCGCGGACCGCUGCACGUCACGCUGUUCAUCUUCCUGAUCGGCAUCAACGUGCACGGCUGGCGCUCUGCCGGAGUCAACCACGUGCUCAUCUUCGAGCUGAACCCGCGCAGCCACCUGUCUGCGCAGGCGCUGAUGGAGAUCGCCGCCAUAUUCGGCGUCAUCUGGGCCGUCAUGGUGCUCUGCUUCCUCUACAGUGACAGUCUGGGCAUCCCGCCGUACCUGAACCCUCUGAUACUCACCGUCUUCAUGGUGGCCUUUCUGCUCAAUCCGACCAAGUCGCUGCGGCACGAGGCGCGCUUCUGGCUCAUCAAAAUCGUCUGCCGCGUCCUGUGCGCGCCAUUCUGUCACGUCGGGUUCGCCGAUUUCUGGCUGGCCGAUCAGAUCAACAGCCUGGCCUCGGUGCUGCAGGACCUCGACUUCCUGGUCUGCUUCUACGUCACACAGGGCGGCGAGUGGUCCGAGCAGGUGGACGACACGGACGGCUACAGCUGUUUUUCGCCGUCGUUCGUGUCUGGUGUGGUGAUGCGCUGCCUGCCGGCCUGGUUCCGGUUCGCGCAGUGUCUGCGCCGCUACCGCGACACGCGCGAGGCCUUCCCGCACCUGGUCAACGCCGGAAAGUACUCGACCACCUUCUUCAAGGUGGCGUUCAGCACCAUGUUCCAGGCCACGAUCGGCGAGUACGACAGUCCGUUUGAGAACCCGUACUUUUACCUGUUCGUGGCCAGCCAACUGACCAGCUCUAUCUACACGUACACGUGGGACAUCAAAAUGGACUGGGGUCUGUUCGACAAGAACGCCGGCGACAACACCUUCCUGCGAGAGGAGCUCGUCUACUCGACGCAGGUGUACUAUUUUGCCAUCGUGGAGGACUUUAUCCUGCGCUUCUUCUGGGCUGUGAGCCUGGUGGUGUCACUGGUUCGGCCCGGCGUGCCCACUGUGCUCACUGUCAUCGCGCCGCCGCUCGAGAUAUUCAGGAGGUUCGUGUGGAACUUCUUCCGCCUGGAGAACGAACACCUGAACAACUGCGGUAAAUUCCGCGCCGUCCGAGACAUAUCCGUGGCGCCCAUCGACGCGUCCGACCAGGCAGAGAUAAUUCGUAUGAUGGACGAGGAUAACGGCGUGACGAACCGCCGGAAUCGGCGGAAGCCGGGCGCCAACAAACAGUGGGCCAUGGAGCGGAACCUGCUCUCCCUGGCGCGCACAUUCACCGUGGCGCCCAUCUCGGCGAUGACGCCGUCGGCGCCGCCGCCGCCGCCGCCGCCGGCUCCCAUCACACGCACGCCGCCCGGCGGGGUAGAUGUCGACCAGCUGCACGCUAAACUGGCCUGAGCCCGGCCCGGCCCCGGCCACUGCUGGCCUGAGCUCGGCCCGACCCGGCCACAGCUGGGCUGAGCUGUCCCGGCCCGGCCACUGCUGGGCUAAACUGGCCCCGGCCCGGCCACUGCUGGACUGAGCUCGGCCCCGGCCACUGCUGGCCUGAGCCCGGCCCGGCCCGACCACUGCUGGGCUGAGCCCGGCCCGACCCGGCCACUGCUGGGCUGAGCCCGGCCCCGGCCCGGCCACAGCUCUGUUCGCCGCCGCCCCGCGGACGGCGCCGAACGGGGGGGGGGGGAUGGCUCUCGCUCGCCGUCCGUGUCCCGGUGUAGGUGUUUCUCUGUAUGCAUGUGUGACCGGGCUCCGGGAGCCCCGCUGUGCCGCGAGUCUCGAACGAGGAGCCUGCGGGGCCUUCGACCUGGACUCGGAAUUCGGUCCGUUAGCCGACUGAGCAUUCGAACAUUUUAGACUAUGCGUUUUACCAGUACAUAGCUCUUGAAGGCGUGAAAUGCGCAUAUUGUGCAGCUCUUAUACGAAUAAGUGGAGUGUGCAGUCCGAUGGGUUGGGUUGUGGCUCAGCACGACGUCUUGUAGGAUACGGUAUUGGUGGUAUUGACUGGUCCCGACUGUCGGGUAACAUUCCACAUUGGGUGGCCGCAACCAGGUGCCUCCUAUGAGCAGAUAGGUACUCGGCGAAUGCUCAGCAGCUGAUAGCGUAGGAUGGAUCAUUAUUACUGAGCAUGUUUUUAGUGAUAUAGCCUGCCAUGGCCUCUCGUUCGUUCCCAUAAAUACAUUAUAUGACCGCAGCA